Molecule: messenger RNA, 2080 nt
Organism: Alternaria alternata
Lineage: Eukaryota; Fungi; Ascomycota; Dothideomycetes; Pleosporales; Pleosporaceae
Exons: 1
Coding region: 438-1829 (463 amino acids)
Source: RefSeq, a predicted model, not a curated record
UGCCAAACAUGCUACGCCCUUCAUCUCCCUCCUGAUCCGUUUGUGCCGAGUGUAUACCUCUACCCCUUCGCCCACACCGUCGAGGCUGCGUGACUGUCUGCGCGAGUGUUUUCAGUGAUCGUUCUCUAGCUUCAUCUUUCCCGGCGGCGUAAUCGAUAAAAAAGUGGUGUCUCCCCACUCGCGAAUCCGCUUCUCAGUCCACUCGGCCGCAUCCGCAGCGCUACCUAACGCACCCCGCAAGCCUCACCCAUUGCGCGCGUCGAGGGCCUGCAAAAGGUCAUCGUGCAGCCUGCCAGCACAUCUGCGCAGAAGAAAGGUUUUUUGCUGGAGCCUGCCACUCGACCGACUCCACGUAACACCACACCACGCGCCCUCUCCCUCUCGCUCUCCCAGUCUUGACUCCGCACCCUCGCUGCCUCACCUCAACCCUACUCACAAUGGUCACCCAGCGCAGAUACUCGGUCACGGGCCAGACGCCCCCGGACGAUGCUGAAGCCAUGAAAGCGCGCUCUCCAAAACUCCAACCUCUUGAUACUAGUGUGCAAACAACGCCGUGCGGCUACUGUGACGGCGCGCCCGAGCUGAGUACGAGCAGCGAGGAUAGCGCCGCCAGCCAGCGGAGAGGACGGAACAUGUCCCAAAAGGGUACCAUUGUACGCACUUCGAGCAAACGAUCUGCCACCCAGCUACCUUCGCCCAGCUCGCCCACGCACCAGCUGCCGCCCAAGAUCCCGAGAUACAGACUCAACGUGGAUAUAGACAUAGGCUCCGAUACAGACACGGACUCGGACGACGCCGACUUGCUGGGAGAUGGGAGCGAGCACAGCGACUGCCACGGCUUCGAGAGCCAGGCCACUUCGUUUCCGUCAACUCCCGAGCACUCGCAACAGUACGGCGUAUCGACUCUGCCCGAUGCCACGCGUUUGGAAGGUCUGCAGCUGUAUGCAGAGGAAAGACCCGACGACGAUGAGCACAUGGACGACUACGCGCUUUCCCCGUCCCAUUCUAGAAACCACAGCCUCGACCGCAUCCAGCUCGAUGGGUCCAACGACGUGCAGAAGGAUUGGGCCGCACACAUUGCCCUGCACCAAGAAAAGGCAGAGAUUAUUCAUAUGGAAGAUAUCCAGGCCACAUCAGUCCAUGAUAUCGAUACACUCCCUACCAAUGACAUGACCAUGACGUCCGCCCCACCCACCUUCGUUACACUGCCACCAGAGAUCCGCCAUCAGAUCUACCGCAAUUGUGAGAACCUCGUCAUUGAUAAACCCCUCGUAUACUGCAUCUCUACCUUUGACGGCCAGAUGCAGCACGCACUCGCUUCAGUAUCCCGCCUCGUCCGCUCCGAAGCUCUCGCCAUCUUCUACAGCUAUAACCUGUGGGUCAUCAAAGUCGAGUUCAAGAUGAUGUACGAGGCCUUUCAAGACUGGAUCAUCCGCCUGGGGGACGGCGCAGGACUGCUAAGACUGGUCAGCUUCUCGGUACGCGGCUCGCUGUUCAAGCCCAGGAGGAAUCAUACACAGAGUGUGUUGAUCCAUGGACACCUUGUGCAGCUUGCUCCGGGCGUUAUUGGGCCAGCGACGACACGAGAGGAACUGUACUGCCCACCGGACGGUGACGCCAGUUUCAAGAUCGAUCUUAGUGAAAAGUUCGCUGGUGGCAGGGUGCAGCUGGUGCGGAAUGACGGCACGAGAGAGGCAGGUGAGCAAGCAAGAGCUCACCUGGGCAAGAUGGUGGAGGUGCUCUGGGCGAAGAGAAAAGCGGGAACACUGAACGGCCAGGAUUGGAUUAACAUGGUGGAUGGCUUCAUUACCUUCAUCGGAGGCUGGUGAUAUCUACAGGGACAACAUUUUUUAAUGUGCAUAUGGUGUUUGGACAUAUUGUUCGUGUGUAAUCGCGUCUAGCAUGAUUUUUACGACGUUCUGCAUGGUUUAUGGCGUUGUCAGGGACGGGAAAAGAUUCUGACUCGGGGAUAACAUAUAUCGCAUUUUUCAAAUAUUCACCCAAGAGUAAUGGUGGAGAUGGAAGAGGAGGUAAUACUCUCAAUGUUGUAGGCAGCUUUGAUUUGUAAAAUCUAUACCCA